AUGUAUUAUCAUGCAAACCCUUAUCCUGGAACAAUUAUCAAUAAACCAAACGGAUUGAAUGUGUAUGCAGGCGUUCCAAAAGAUUACACUGGAGAGGAUGUAACACCUGAAAACUUCCUGGCUGCUCUCAAAGGAGACAGGCGAGCUGUGAAAAAGAAAAAUCCAAAAGUCAUUACAAGUGGAGGAAAUGACACAAUAUUCAUCUAUCUGGCAGAUCAUGGUGGUUCAGGCAUAUUUACUUUUCCUAACAGCACUCUUCACGCCCAUGAUUUCAUUGAAACAAUCAAGGAAAUGGCAAGAGAUAACAAGUUCUCAAAGAUGGUGAUAUACAUGGAAUCCUGUCAUUCCGGAUCGAUGUUCACCAAACUUCCUAACGACCUUCAUGUGUAUGCUGUGACUGCAGCGAGAGCAGAUGAGAGCAGUUAUGCCUGUUAUUUUGACAUUAAGAGGGAGACCUUUCUCUCUGAUGAAUUCUCAGCUCUUUGGAUGUGCUACAUGGAAGCGAAUGACCUUGAUAAUAAAACAUUCCGGGAUCAGUUUAGUUAUCUUCAGGAAGAGAUGACGAAGUCUCACUCCGGGCGUUUUGGGGACAUGAAAAUGGGUGAACAUCCAAUCAGUGAGUUUGUGAAUAACACCCCUCGAAGAGUUCGGGACGAGACAAGAGCUCAGCGGUUUGCGUUAACUCAUUUGACCUCUAACCAUGAAGUGCCAUUCAAAAUCUUGGAACACCGAAUUAGAACAGAAACUCAUACAGGCAGGAGACAACGUCUGAAAAGAAAACAUGAAGCUCUUCGUCAGGCUAAAGCUCAAAUUGAAGGAACAGUUGAAGCUAUCAGUCAGCAAUUUGGUUUUAAACAUGAUGAUUUGGAUGAAGAUUAUUGUAAGAUGGAUUUACGUGCACUCAAAAGUGUAGCUGAGCAUUUCAAGGCAACCUGUUUUGACUGGGACAAGGAAGAGAGUUUCACACAUUUCCAUAUCGCCUCGUCACACAUGCAUGUAUUUGCUUGUCUUUGUGCACAUGGAGUUGCAGCAGAGAGGAUCAUAGAGGUCAUAACAAAAGUCUCCAGGAAAAGGUGAAGGAAGCUCCAGGAAGGAUAUUAACAACAUCCUUAAGAGCUUAUGAAAUUUUGAUCAAUCUCAUCCUAACAUGUGAAACUAUUGAAAUGUGCUCGUAGAUAAUAACUUUGGUUAAAAGUAGAAAGUGCAAAAAUUGAGUUAUUCACAUAUUCUUAUUCAGUGACAAUUUAUUUACAUUGUGAUGUAUUUUUCUUCAUGCUGUACAUUUUGGGACUUGUUUUAGAAAACAAAAAGCUUCAAACUACAAAGUCAAAUGAAAUGCAAAAACUUUGAAGCUCAACAGGGCCAGACAUUAUGUACUUGUCCGAGUAAAAAAGUUACUUGCCCGGGGUUCUUUUUCCUUUCUUUUUUCUUUGGCGCAAAUGUAAUUUAUUCUAACGCAAUAGUCUCAUCAGUGCUCUAUCAGGUAUUACUUUAAUCAGCAUAUUUGUGAUAUCUGCCUUAAAUUGAUUGCUGUUACACUUUAUGAAGAACAAUAUUUUCCUAAGCUGAUUAAAUGUCACCAUUUACGUCAAAUUCUUAAAUUUGAUCAAUAAAUUAAUUUA
Molecule: messenger RNA, 1622 nt
Organism: Sinocyclocheilus grahami
Lineage: Eukaryota; Metazoa; Chordata; Actinopteri; Cypriniformes; Cyprinidae
Product: legumain-like
Exons: 11
Coding region: 1-1077 (358 amino acids)
Biological process (GO): vacuolar protein processing
Molecular function (GO): cysteine-type endopeptidase activity
Source: RefSeq, a predicted model, not a curated record